AGGCGAAAGGCAAAAUAUGCAUUGAAAAUUUUAUAGAAAACAACGCAAAUUAGGCAAAACAUACAAAACAUAUAUAUUUAAACCAAAUACUUUGUUUAAAUGGUCAUAAUCCCACAAGGAAAUCAAGCACAGCUCCAACUAAAACAUGUCGAUGGAUACACCCAGACAAUACGCCCAAAAGUAUGCAAUUUGAUUGUGCAGAUAGAAUAUUUUUUAAAUGUUUAUAAGCAGAGAUUGAACUAUUUGUAAAACAUAUUUUAAUAGACACCGAAAACCAAAGAACAAACUUUUUGAAACAUAUUUUUUAUAUACAAACAAGACGACGAAAAAGUUGAACACUGCGAAUAUGCACAAAACAUAUAUCUUUCGGAUAACCCUAGCCUAAGUUAAACAUUUGUACAAUUUUCAUUUCGGAUACAUACACAUACACAUACAUUUACUUUCGAUGGUUUCACGACAACUUAUUUUAGGCCUGGCAUACGAACAUUCGGUUAAAGCUUAAGCAAGUAAUCCAAAGUACAAUCAUUUAUGUCAAACAGGACAACACCACAGCACACCAGAUUUAUUGGGCAAGGAUAAUUCUGAAAUAGAAAUACAAAGCGAUAAGGUUGAACAUUCGUUUUUACAGGGACAAACGAGAUCGAAACACUUUUUGCUAACAAUUUUUUAAAAUUCGUUUUACACACUCGCUUUAUAAAAUUGCUAGGCGAUUUCAGGAUAGACCGCUAAAAAUACAACAGCAGUAUAGUUUUAAAACUGAAGCGAAACGGUUAAUGGAAAACAAUUGAAGGGAAGAUAUUAAAGAUAUUUAAUAUUAAUUAUUUAGACUAAACUUGAGCUUAGGUCCGUCGACAAAACCACUCCAAAACCGAAUGUAAUCCCCUGUACUUAGUGAGUAACUAGAGGUGAAGCUUCCCAAGCCCGAACCCAAAACCCAAACCCGUAACCGUAUCCAAACCCGUAGUCCCUCCCCUCGAUCAAGAUGUAUGCAGCUGCUGGUGGCGCCUCGCUGGCUUCGCGCCAGGCGCGUCAGCGCCAACGCCAGCAGAAGAAGACGCAACAGCUCCAGGCGAAACUGCAUCCACCGAAGGCGGCCGGAUUGGCAUCCGAUCAUGCCGCCGAGGGCGCAUCCACGCCCACUCGCAGCCAGUCGCGCCAGUUCCAUCAGCUGCCCCAGAACUAUCUGCGUGCCCCGCAGCCGCAUGGACGGAAACUCAGCGCCACCUAUACGACGCAAUCGAAGCUCCUACUGCCAAUCGAGGAGGGUGACACGCAGUCGGUGUCGCAGCUGCGCAUGCACUCGCACGCUCAUUCGCAUGGCCACGCCUACGCGCACUCCCACUCCCAUUCCCAUGGACCCGCCCACGCCGCACCCGCUCCGCUCAGUCAUCAUGGGCAGACGCCCUACCAGCAGUUCGCCUCAUCCCACGGACGCGUCUCACCGAAACUGGUGCACCGGCACUCCGGCAGCAGCAGCAGUGCCGGCUUCCAUCCGGUCAUCUCCGCCGGGCAGCUGCACAAAUCCGCAACGGCCACGCUGCCGCUGGUCUCGCACAUGGAAGCGGAGGCGAUGGCGGUGUCGCCAUCGGCGGUGGCCGGCGUUAAAACGACAGUGACCUCGUUGGAGACAGCCACGCCCACGUCUCCGCCGCUGGCCAGCACAUCCGCUGCCGCUGCAGCCGCUAUGGCGGCCGAGGCGGAGGCAGAGUUAGCUGGUGCCGGCGCCAUGUUUGUUCCCCACCAUGAUGCCAUCAUUGUAACGCCGGCCACGCCCAUGGCCUCGCCCGGCCACGUGGCCAAGCUGCGGCGUCCCGGGCCCGAGGAGCUCCUCUUCGACUCCUCCGCCGAACGACAGCCACUGACCGCCGACGAGACACUGGACGACGAGGAUGAGCCAAUGCAUCCGCCGGCGCCGGGUCAGCUGGAGCGUAAGUGCAGCGUGUACAGGAUGCGCAGGAGCGACGCCUUCGAGCAGGACACUGGCGGUGCCAGUGGUGGUGUUGGUGGUGCAGGCGGUGGUCUCAAGCGGCAACUGAGGGAGCUGCAGUUCAGCACCGGAGUCCAGCAGACGCAGUACGAACCACUGCUCGCCGAUGAACCGCAGCUGAUCUUCAAAGGAUUGGGGGUCAAUGGGCGCAAGAUGCAGAUAUGCGCCUACUGCGAGGAGGGCAUCUGCGUGUGCGAGCACCUCGAGUGCGCCCAAGGACGUGCCGCCUGGUUGGAGCGGGGUCGACGCUGCAGCGUCCAGGAUCAGCAGCAGCAGCAGGCCACCUGCCACCGACGCUGGGUGAAGCGCAACCGAAUCCAGGACGCCUCUUUGGGCGGUUCAUCGGACGAUGAGGAUUUCCUGGGCGUUCUGCGGGGUCCCAGCACCUUUGCGAAUGCCUUUCUCUACGUGGGUCUGGGCACGGUGGCGCUGGGACUCGUCAUCGCGUUCGUUGGCACCGGCGAGAAGGGCUUCAAAACCACGGAACUAAGACUUAUAGGCCCCUCUCUCAUAGGAUUGGGCCUGAUCUGUUGCAUUUUACGCAUCCUCUUCUGCAUCUGUCCAUCGCACUGCAUUUCAUCUAGCAAAAAGACGCGGAAGAAAAACGGCAACAAGAUUGAUGCGGAUCACACGACAUCGUUGCUCAGAAACGAGAGCAAAAGAGUAUCUAUAGCGAGAGGUCCUAGUUUUCAGCCCAAAUACCCCAUAGCGCACAAACGCAGCCAGAGCAAAAUGCUCAACGAGGGAAUGGAGGCACUGCGCCAGAUAGCCACCACAUCCUUGUUCAUGCAGAACGAGCAGAAGACGGCCAUCAAUCGCGUAGUGCCGAUCAUCAAUGAGCCGGAAAGCGGUGAUGCUCCACUGGAGAUGAAGAAGCUGCAGACGGCUCUGAAUGCCUGCGAGAUGAGUGACGAUGAGCAGGAUCAGGACCAGGAUCAGCAGAAGCAGCAGCAGCAGCAGAUUGCCAAACGUACAACAGCCACAACUGCCGUUACGAGUAGUACCACCAAAGACCCAACAUCAACAGCAGCCACAUCGAGGAUAACGAGAGUCACCACCCUGAGCACGGUUGACGAAAAGCCGGACAGCAAGCUGGUGCGUCAGCGGGUGGCACUGCAGCAGCAACGCCAGCAGCAACAGCAGCAGCAGCAGCAGGAUCAGCAACAUGUACCGAAGUCGCAGUCAUUGUCCUCCUCCUCCACGGUCAAGGAUUCGCUGGAGGUGGUGGAGGAGACAUCCCUAAUAGAUGCCAGCAACGAGACCACAACACCUGUUGCAACAACAGCCGCCUCAUCGACUGCUCCCAUGCCCAGCAGCUGCAGUACGGGUGCGAUACCUCGGCUCAAUCGGCCGGGCAUCUCGACGGGAGCCACGCCCAAAACGACGACCACGACGACGACGCCCACCAUUACGGCACGGCUGCCCACGUCGCAGUCGCAUCCGACCAGCUAUGACCUGCCACCGGCCCUGCCGCACACCUAUUCCGCAACGGCGACGGUACGCGGACCACUGGGCAUGUCCAUGAGCAGCUCCACUUCCGGCAAAGGAAUGGGAACUGCCUUCACAUUGCCGCCCACCACGACAGCGAUUAGUUUGCUGCCGCUGCCGGCGCCUUCGACGGUGGCCACCGCCUCAUCCACCAGCACAACGAUAGCCAGUAUUCCCGGCCAGGUGCUGGAAACAAGCGGAGUAACGAGUCUGAGUCUGAGCCUAAUGCGACCGGCCACCGCAUCCGGUGUGGUACUGAGCGGAUUGACCACCUCAUCGUUCACCACCGGCACGGAUCUUCAAAAAUCACAUCCGUCAUCCGCCGGUUCGGUGAUGGGGCGUGGCAGUAGCCUACUCCUUUCGCCGCCCACAGCGCCAGCGGCGUCGUCGUCCUCGUCGUCGAGCAAAUUCGAGCCAGAAUUGGUGCUCAGUCCGGCUAACCUUGGCCAGUAGAAUUAAAUGGGAUUUAGUUACGUUUUUAGUUAGCCACCAGGUCUAUAUAUGUAUAUGUCUAGGUUCUAGACGCGAGUGUGCAUGUGCAACAGGAUGAGUGUCUGCGUGUGUGGUGAGCUGUGUGUGAGUGAUGGUGAAUGGUUAAGAUCGACUAGAGUUUAGAUACCUAUGUACCCUAAAACUAUCUUUUGAAUGUGCCACAGGAACCACUAAGAGAAACGAAUACACCCCUUAACUGAAUCUCUACCAAAAAGUCAUGUUCUGAAACAUAAAUCAAGUAAAUUAUAUUAAAAACAGAAGCUACAAUUAGGUACAUCAAUUGGCUAAAUCAUUAACAAGACUCCAUAAUUACCAAUCAGAACAUGUCGCUAUUAUUUCCCUUCAACUCCGCAACUCGCUUUCAGUGUCUAAUCGAGUAUAUUUCCCGAGGCUUUACUCCUCUAUUCUUCGCAAGCCACUUGAUUUCCCUGCCCAUCUUUUGGAUGUAUCAUCCAAUCUAUAGCUAACGAAUAUUUUCCUAACAUUCUAGAUCUGUGUGUCAGGCUUUAGGUGGCAUAAGAUACGCCCGUGCUCAGCAAAAUGUUGCCAACCUGCGCUGUUCGAAGCUAUCCCAAAUUAAAAACAAAAACUUAAAACAUAGCCAGGGUAUUAUAAAGUUUGUAUACCAAACAUAUCGUUAACUAAAUACACAAACGAAAACUUAAAAAAAAAACAAUUAUAAUAUGAAAAGAAAAGUAAACUUGGAGCGUCGUCCUAAUUAAUAAAAACUAAUUUAAACAAACUAAAAACCCAAUUAGAUAUGUACGAAUAAAGUUUGGGGUAUAAAACUAAAUGGCAAGAAGCGCAAACAUUAGUAUCUGGUAAAUGUGCGGGUGAUUUCAAAAAAUACAAGUAAACCCAAACAGUUUAAAAAGUAUUAUGCAAUCGCUGGAGAGCUCUCCAAAACAUACGAAGUAAGAAUUCUGAUAUUCUACGCAACUCUGCAAAGACUUUAAUUCGAUUCCAAAGCAAAACUGAAACUAUUCUCGAUAUUUUUAAUAUCUUUCCGUUUCGAAAGCACUUUUUGAAGCAAUUGCUAAAUUCCAAAGAAUAUAAUCGCUUGCUCUUUCAACCCCAAGAAAAGUGAGCCGAGUAAUAAUAAAAACUAACAUAAACCGAAUCCAAUAGAAUUGAAUGUGGCCGUUAAAUUAUAAAA
Molecule: messenger RNA, 5123 nt
Organism: Drosophila simulans
Lineage: Eukaryota; Metazoa; Arthropoda; Insecta; Diptera; Drosophilidae
Product: mucin-5AC
Exons: 6
Coding region: 983-3928 (981 amino acids)
Biological process (GO): protein ubiquitination
Cellular component (GO): nucleus; Cul4-RING E3 ubiquitin ligase complex
Source: RefSeq, a predicted model, not a curated record